Molecule: messenger RNA, 1434 nt
Organism: Pyrenophora tritici-repentis Pt-1C-BFP
Lineage: Eukaryota; Fungi; Ascomycota; Dothideomycetes; Pleosporales; Pleosporaceae
Source: RefSeq, a predicted model, not a curated record
AUGGCACCACCACCCUCUGCAACCCACAGCAUGAACUCUGAAUCCCACACCUCCACCCACCAACGCUCCGAGCUCUCCAAAAUGACCAAUCUACCACCCUCCCUAGAGCAAGCACUCUCCCACCUAGACCAGCAGUUCUGGAUCUCAUGCCCCAAACUCAAGGAAAUCGUCCACCGCUUCCGCGAAGAGCUGGAACAAGGCCUCGCCCGCGACGGGCAAAACAUACCCAUGAACAUAAGCUGGGUGCACGCCCUACCCAGCGGCCGGGAAAAGGGAACGAUACUAACCCUCGACCUCGGCGGCACCAAUCUACGCGUAUGUAAAGUGACGUUACUCGGCGACUCCGACGAGCAACAAGGAAGCGACACGCAAAAAAGCGUCUUGGAGCAGGAACAAUACAAACUCCCUGCGUCCUUGAAAACAGGGUCCGCAGAGAACCUAUGGACAUUUAUCGCAAAAAAAGUAGCUGCGUUUAUAAAAUCCAGAGGACUGGAUAAACAGUAUAACAUGCAGAAACGCAUGCCUCUUGGCUUCACUUUCUCGUACCCAGCGACACAGCACCGUAUCGACCAUGCUAUCCUGCAGACGUGGACGAAAGGGUUUGAUAUCCAAGGGGUGGAAGGACAAGAUGUCGCGGCGCAACUACGGGAGAAACUUGCAGAGAAGGAACUACCAGUCCAGCUCAUCUGUGUUAUCAACGAUACUGUCGGCGCAAUGGUGGCGUCGGCGUAUAACGACCCAGAUACCAUUGUUGGCGCCAUCUUCGGUACAGGGUGUAAUGCUGCGUACCUCGCCCACGUGUCUAGUAUCGGGAAACUGGAUCCAAACGAUGAGCGCAUCACAGCUGCGUCGGCGCAUAACGGCGCGAGCAAAGGGGAGGAGAUGAUGGCGGUGAACUGCGAAUACGGUGCGUUCGAUAAUGCGCAUCGCGUGCUACCACGUACCCCGUACGACGAGCGCAUCGACGCCGAGAGUCCGCGGCCAGGCGAACAGACGUUUGAGAAGCUAUCCGCGGGACUGUAUCUAGGCGAGAUAUUCCGGCUUGUGCUUGUUGAUUUGGUGGAUAAGGGGCUGGUGUUGCAGGCACAGAGUGAAGACGACGGGUUGAAGAAGCUGUAUACGGCGUAUACGAUUGAUACCUCGUUUCUCUCGCAGAUUGAAGACGACCAGUCGCCUUUGUUUGCGGAUACACGCGAGCUUUUUGCAAAGACACUAGCGCUCGAGCCUUCAGAUGUGGAUUUGGAGGUUUCGCGUAGGAUCGCUGAGAUGGUUGCUUUCAAGAAGAGGUGGGCGAGGGCGUUGGGCGAAGUGUUAGAUUGGGAGGAUGGGGAUGGGGAAAAGGGUCCGAUUCGCAUUACGAGUGCGGAAGAUGGGAGCGGUGUUGGUUGUGCGAUUAUUGCGGCCAUGGAGUUGGAGAGGAGGGGGGAGAUGUAG